UGUUCUGUUGUUUCAGGGUCUCCGUACUACGACAACGUGAGGCCUCUCUCCUACCCAGACUCAGACGCUGUCCUUAUCUGUUUUGACGUCAGCCGCCCUGACACACUCGACAGCGUAAUAAAGAAGUGGAAAGGGGAGAUCCAGGAGUUCUGUCCCAACACCAAGAUGCUCCUGGUGGGCUGCAAAUCAGACCUGCGCACCGACCUCUCCACGCUGGUGGAGCUAUCCAAUCACAGACAGAUGCCUGUGUCAUAUGAUCAGGGUUCCAACAUGGCCAAACAGAUCUCAGCCCCCUACAUCGAGUGCUCAGCCCAGCAGUCAGAGAACAGCGUCAGGGACAUUUUCCACGUGGCCACCUUGGCCUGCGUCAACAAGAACAACAAGAACGUCAAACGCAACAAAUCUACCAGAGGCAACAAAAGGAUCUCGCACAUGCCCACUAGGCCCGACCUCGCGGCGGUAGCGUCAGACCUGCGGAAGGACAAAGCAAAGAGUUGCAGUGUCAUGUGACCUGGUGGGCAGGGUCACGACCCUCAGCAGUGGGUUUGUAGGCUGGGAUUGAAGCAUGCAGUGAGGACAGGGGUUAAAGGUCAGAGCAUAGUGCAUUCUGGAACAUUAGAGGGUGAGGCCCUUCCCUUCCUGCACUUUAAAGCCCUUGGCUUGCUGUCCUGGGGUGGAGUUUUGUAUAUGCAUCAUACAAUGUAAAUGUAGAUGAAAUCCACCGUAUCAAUGACAACACAAUACUUUCAGUGUAGCCUGUCUGUCUACCAUCCAUCUCCCUUACAUAUCUUUUACCAGAAGAGGAAGCUAUCUCUGCUUUGGGCCAAUUAGCUGCCUUCCUUCCGGCGUCCCGGGAGGUAGUAACACUGUUUCCUCUUAGAGCUGGACGAGGAAGUGGUCAUGGCCUUUCACAGGAAAUUAGCAUUUCCACAGGAAGUGAUGUCACGUAGGAAAAGUUGAACGAGUCCCGGACAUUUUUCUAAGGACUUCAGAAAGGAUGUGAACAAGAGAUCCACGCUGUACAUGUAACUGUAAAUGAUGAUUGGCUCACCCCCGUCUGUACAGCUCACCAUGAGAGACUGCAGCGGUGCACUCUGGAACGCUGAAGACGAGCGGCCGUCUUGCACUGGAUCAAAGAUCUGGAGGUGACAUGACACUGCGCACGCAGCACAUCACCGUGGUUUCCAUCAGCUUGUUUGUUUCUCUUCCUCCUUCUUGUGGUUGCAAGUCAAGUGUUUCCUGACCUAAUGGUCCUGUUGUUCCAGUCAUGUCUUUCCUGGAUUUUGUAGAAUUUACUGUAAGCCCAUAUGAUUUAAACCAAUGACCGUUGACAUGCUAGGACUUCUGAUGUGGUUGGCGUAAUGAUAGACAGGGUAUUGUGAUGCUGAACAGUUUAUGGACGUGCCCUUUCAGCUAUGCAACACCUUGUCAAUCUGCUCUCAGCAAGGGAGGGGAACGGAAUUAACAAAUGAAGCAUGACUUUGGUUGAAGGACGUUGUUCACUGGAUAUGUCUAAAGUAUAAAUGCACUUUUUAAAGAUCAAGGCUUCGCUAAAAAGCGCCAUGAAUUCUGGUAUAUUCCAAUGCCUUUAUUAAACUGUUUUCAGAACAGCUUCUCCUAGAGCAGUAUCAUCAGCUAGCCUGCUAAGGCUUUCUGUUUCUGACAUGAAUGAACAGAAAGAAACGGUUGUUUGUUGUGUUUUGUCAUUAGGUCAUAUCCCUUUUUUAAUGUAAAUGUUAUGUCUGUGUCCCAUUGAUGUUGCUACAAUAUUUAUUGAAUUAUAUAUUGUCCCUUUCAAAUAAAAGCCUUUCAAAAUUAAGAAAAAAAACACA
Salvelinus fontinalis (brook trout) is the source of this 1832-nucleotide messenger RNA. Its product is annotated as rho-related GTP-binding protein RhoE-like. The record is from RefSeq and is a predicted model, not a curated record. The transcript has 3 exons. The annotation marks the transcript as partial. Gene Ontology annotation, biological process: small GTPase-mediated signal transduction. Lineage: Eukaryota; Metazoa; Chordata; Actinopteri; Salmoniformes; Salmonidae. Gene Ontology annotation, molecular function: GTPase activity; GTP binding.